Messenger RNA from Lathyrus oleraceus (garden pea), 852 nucleotides. RefSeq lists its product as uncharacterized. The coding region runs from base 1 to 852 and encodes 283 amino acids. Lineage: Eukaryota; Viridiplantae; Streptophyta; Magnoliopsida; Fabales; Fabaceae. The transcript has a single exon. The record is from RefSeq and is a predicted model, not a curated record.
AUGAAGAGGAAAAGAGAGCCAUCUGAGAAGUUGAAGAAGUCAAAGACCUUGAAGCUGGGAGAACCAUCAGCAACCAGAAUGCCAACGCAUUUGGGCUCUCCUAUCUCAAGUAAGUCUCACCCCUCUGAAACUCCUACUUUAAAAUUAAGGCAACUAUCUUCCUCCAUGCCUCUACAUACUUCCAUGUAUACUCCCUCUAAACCCACAACCUCCACCUCAAAUCCCUCUGAAUCUCAUCACUCUAACCCACCCUUACCUCCCCUCCAACCUUUUAAUCUCACCGCCACAACACUACCUAUCUCUAAGGCCUUACUCUUCAAUGCACCAAUACCACCACCUUCUUCAACUCCCUCCUCUCCACCUUACUAUGACAUAUCUUCUAAUUUUGACAAGCCACAACCACCUGAUCCUCAAUCCCCAACACUUGCUCAACUCCAAGCCCACGCUCUCUCUAACCUAAACCCAUCUAAGCCAAAAACCUCUAUCCCAUCUCCAUCUGAACCUCAACCAGAUCAACCAUCUGAAUCCCAACCCAAACAACCAUCUGAACCUCAAACAGAACCACCAAAUGAAUUUGUGUAUGAACCCCAAACUACCCAAAAAUCUGACUCUCCCACUAAAACCAACCCCAUCCCUCCAGAAACUAUCCUUCCCUCCUCUGACCUAGAACCAACCCUCCCCACCCUGGAAGAGGCGGUAGCCUUAUUUGCUGAGUCUUCAGUGGAGAAGCUCAUAUCACUAUCUGCAAACUCUAAACUAAGUGAUAAUCCCUUUGAAGUAAGGAUUCACUGGAAUAGAGUUAUCAUAUGGAUGCCAUCUGAGGCUUUCAAGCUGAAAGGCCUCUCUGAAUAA